CUUCCAACAACAACUUAAUUAAUCUGCUUUCCUUCCCUUCAAAGAUUUAUAAUUAGUCCCUCAUCAAGAUCUUCACAGGUAGCCAUGCAGGCUUGUGAGGUUUCCGGACUCCAUUAUCUAGCACCUUCAAACCCGAGUCCGUAUUCCCAACAUUUUAGCAUGUCUGAGAGCAACACACCAAUAUUUGAGUUGAUCAAUGGUUUCUCAAAUCCAUUGUAUAAUCUCUGUACCCCUCCUCAAGCUCUCGAAUUCAAUCCUCAGUCAUCAAAUGUCAGCAACAAUUCGUGUAAUUCUGAUGAGGCAGAUGAGCAACAACAGAGCGUAAUUAUCAACGAGAGAAAGCAGCGAAGGAAGAUAUCCAAUCGGGAGUCUGCACGCAGAUCGCGUAUGCGCAAGCAACGUCACCUGGACGAGCUGUGGUCACAGGUGGUUUGGCUCCGGAAUGAGAAUCAUCAGCUUAUGGAUAAGCUGAACCAUGUCUCGGAGUCCCAUGAUCGGGCACUUCAAGAGAAUGUUCAGCUCAAAGAAGAAACCUCUGAACUUCGUCAAAUGAUCUCUAACAUGCAUGCGCAACUCAGCAGCCCCUACUGAUCUAGUUACUCUGAGAAACCUAGAACAUAUAUAUUCCCCAGUAAAAAUUAUUCUGUCUGAAAAAUUGAGUGCUGAAAAAUGUCCAAUAAUUGCUAGGCUAGGACAUAAGUCAAACAAUCCUAUUUUUACUCUUUUUUUCAUUUUUGUUCCUUCUGUUGGAGCAGAAGUCAACCAGUCUUUAGACAAGCUUUAAACUCUAUGAGAUAUGUACAGGCUAUCCACAAGGAGGAGGUGACCUUUGUCCACCUGCUCCAACUCCCGCUGUGGUAAGUAUUAUGAUUUCUCUUGUGUUUUAAGGCUAGCAAUUUUGCAGUCUGCGCAGUGUUUUAAUUAAUGCUAGUGGUAGUC
This is a messenger RNA of Rubroshorea leprosula, 939 nucleotides long. The record is from the annotation of a GenBank genome assembly. NCBI's taxonomy places the organism in Eukaryota, Viridiplantae, Streptophyta, Magnoliopsida, Malvales, Dipterocarpaceae.